AUGGAACCUAUGCGGCGUAACCGUCAUCGACGACGCAGCGACUGGACUGCAACUGAAGAGGGUAGCAGCAGUUCGCACCCUAGACGCCCUCGGUUGAGCCCUGAGCCGAGUACGAGUUCCGAACCGGCGGCUUCACUCCCUUCAUUUGCCGAAGGUGCCGCCGACGAAGAGACAGAACCCAGCCAAGUUGUUGACGAAGAGAUGGCAGAACCUAAUCACGCCGCUGGUAGUGAAACGGUAGAACUGGGACAAGGUGCCGUUGGGAACGUGGUAGAGCUAGAUCAUCAAGACAAGCUCCUUUUUUUUGCCUGUCACACUGUGCUGCACGGUACCAGCACCGCGGAGCUGAGACGAAUGAUGAUGUUGAUAGAAGUGGCCACAGGAAGGGCAGCAAAUAUUUGUGUGGCGGAUGUGACGAGAUUCAUGGAUAAUCUGAAAAGUGACAUACGCUUAAGAAAUCACGCAUUUUGCAGUUCAUGCUUUCGAACACUGGUGAAUAAACGCGCCUUGUGCGCCAAUCUCAGCUGCGACCUAUAUGGAAUUCAUCCCAAGCGUUCGAAGUCGUUGAGAAGGCCAUCAUUGUCUUUGCUGGACAUUCGGCCACAGAUGGAGAGCGUACUUGCUACACAUUUGUCCCUACUGAUCAAUGUACAUCGGCGACUCCAUGAAAGUUAUUUUGAUUCUGGGACGCGCUCCGAAGCCACUGAUUUCCCCAUGUUCAAGAACAAUGUUGAGUCGCCAGACGAGUUCUCCAGACAUAUAAUGAGCCUGCAGUUGACCAUAGCCACCGAUGGAUUUGUACCAGCACGGCUAAGCAGGCAGGAGCUUUGGCCAUUAUAUGUGCGCGUUGAUGAUCUUCCAUCGAAAAUAGGAAAUAAUUAUCUCAAUAUAAUCAUGGCUGGUGUGCUGUGGACGUCAAAAACACCCCACGAAGAGCUGUGGGAGGGUUUAUGGACUCACCUGGCUACAGAGCUGGCUCUGGUGAACUCUGAGCCCCUGCAGAUCCUUGACAAUGAGAAUUUGCUCUUGGCAAAGAUCAAAGAGCUUGAGGGGCAAGUAAACUCCCUCAAGCAGAUGUGCAAGCGCAAUGGCGCAGCGACUCACGAAACAUCGGGAACAAUUUUUGCCUACGAAAAUCUGAAAGGACAUCACGUGAUCAAAUAUGAUUCUCCAUUUAAGGAAGCAGUCCUGAACGAUAUUCUAAGGGCAUACGCCCCGACAAACAGAGUGAAACACAAAACAUGCCUUGUCAUCACGGAGUUCCUGCGCACAGUAUUCAAACAGGUGUGGUGGUAUAAAUACAUGAUUGUUGACAUGCCCUUGAAAUGCUAUAAUGCUAAGCUGUUACCAAAGUUCCGCUCGUUUUCAUUCCUUUUUUGA
Cylicocyclus nassatus is the source of this 1380-nucleotide messenger RNA. NCBI's taxonomy places the organism in Eukaryota, Metazoa, Nematoda, Chromadorea, Rhabditida, Strongylidae. The record is from the annotation of a GenBank genome assembly.